UUAAAUAAGGAACUAUUGUAAGAGCCGACAAAAUGAAGUGGCAGCAAGGCAGCUCUCACCACAUCUGGACGUUGGUCCUAUGGCUGUCGCUUGGAUUGUGCGGUCUUGUCCGUGCUGAAACAAAUUUGCCGCCCGUGUUCACAGAAACGCUCAACAAUAUUGUGCUUUAUGAGAAUGUUCCUGUCGGCACGGUGGUCUUUCGGCUAGAGGGUUAUGAUCCAGAGGGCAGCAAUGUCACUUUUGGUGCCAUAGGCUCUGAUCAUUUCAGCGUAGAUCCAGUGUCGGGCAACAUUACGUUAAUCAAGCCAUUGGACCGGGAGGAAACUGACAGCUUAACAUUUCUGGUUUCCAUACGCGAUCGUGUGGACGAACAUGGCGAGUCGGAGCAGGAUAAUGUGGUGCAGGUGCCCAUUACAUUUAUCAUACUCGAUGAGAAUGACAAUCCCCCGGAAUUUUACAAUACGCCCUAUGAAGCCGAUGUAAAUGAAGAUGCAGCAGUUGGCACCACAAUAUUCGAUAAGAUCUUGGUCAAGGAUCGUGAUACCAUAGGCGAGAGCUUGGACUUGAAAUGUUUGCCUCAGCAGCAAAGUCCGGAGGCUUGCAACAAGUUUUCGCUGGUGUUGCUGCAGCGCGAAGCCACUUUACUGACAGCGGCAGUUGUGCUCAACGACACGCUCAACUAUAAUCAGCGCAUGAUCUACCACUUCCAAAUCGAGGCCAACGAUGGCGUACAUAAAUCCCAAACUACUUUCGAAGCGCGGGUUAAAGAUGUGCAGGACAAGCCGCCGGUCUUUCAGGGAACAUUGUCCACAAUCAUUGACGAGGAUAGUCCUAUAAACACGCUCGUUCUAACGGUGCAUGCUCGCGAUGGGGACACGGGCGAGCCACGCAAAAUUGUCUACGAUUUGCUGAGCAAUCCGGGCGAUUAUUUUCUAUUGAACGCACAUACCGGCGAGUUGCGAACAGCCAAGCCCUUGGAUCGCGAGGCCUUGCCCGACUCCACUGGCUUGAUAACACUCCUCAUACGCGCUCGGGAGCUGGUCGAUGGUGUGCCCAGCAAUGAUGAGCUUACUAGCGCUACGGCUAAUGCCACAGUUACCAUACGCGAUGUUAACGACUCACCACCCACCUUUAAUAAGAAGGAGUAUGAGGUGGCCUUGCUGGAGAAUACACCUGCCGGCACGCCGUUGGCUCUAGACAUGAGUGUCAGUGAUCAGGAUGUUGGUGUUAAUUCGAAAUUCGCCCUGCGGCUGAAAGACGUGUCCGGAGUAUUCGAUGUGGAACCCAAACUGGUCACUGGCUAUUCGCAGGUCAACAUUCGUGUGGCCAAUGGGACUCUUGACUAUGAAAAUCCAAAUCAGCGCAAGUUCAUUGUGUUAGUGGUGGCUGAGGAGACGGAAACGAAUCCCAAACUGUCAUCUACGGCUACCAUUACGGUUACCGUAUUGGAUGCUAAUGACAAUAAGCCCAGCUUCGAACAGGAAAGCUAUACGGCAUCGAUAUCCGAGGCUGCCUUGCCGGGCCAGUACAUAACUACCAUUACGGCAAAGGAUGUGGAUUCGGGCAACUACGGAGAUGCAGGCAUACGCUAUAGUCUCUCCGGCACUGGCGCUGAACUGUUUCACGUCAAUGAACAAACGGGCGUCAUUACCCUGGCGGAUUGUCACGCGUUGACGAGCAACAGGCAAAAACUGCAAAGACGUAGACGUGACCUCAAUGAAUAUUAUAGCGAUGCGCUCGAAAUGCUGGCAGAGACCGACAGACCCGUGCCCCCGCCAAGCAAUAAAGCAAAUCUGGACAGCCGCGGUCUGAUUAGCGUUGGCCCGCUUGAGAUUAACACAGAGCCAACAGUGCAGUAUACGUUAAUCACGCAGGCGCAUUCAGAGGCACCGUCAUCGGCCUUUGCUAACGACAAUUCCAACGGCAACGGCAACGCCAACAGCAAGCACCCGGCGGACGAUGCAUCGCCGUUGGCGCCGAAGACGUGUCUGGACUACGAAACGGAGACCACGUACUUUUUGUCAUACAAAGCCACCGACGACAACGGUCAAGGACAAACAUCUGUGGUUUCGUUGCGCAUAUCGGUAAGAGAUGCUAACGACUCGCCGCCCAUUUGCGAAAGUCCGCUCUAUCGAGCCUCCGUGGAUGAGGGCGCUCAUGUAUUCGAUUCGCCUUUGGUUGUUAAGGCACGUGAUGCCGACACAAUGUCCAGCAUAAAUUAUCGCAUAGUUGGCACUCCACAAAUCGACGGCAUAUUCCAAAUAGACAAGCAGACCGGACAGAUUACCAUACGUCCGAAUGCCAGCCUGGAUGUCACGAAUUUAAAGAGUGAUCAACUCAUUUUUGUGGUCGAGGCUAACGAUGGCCUCUUCACUGCCAAUUGUGGAGUCAACAUUACUGUUAGAGAUGUCAACAAUCAUGCGCCCCAUUUCCAGCAACAAAAGUAUAGUGCGGUGGUAGAGGAGAACUCCGAGAUAGGCACCAGUGUAGAGAAGCUGCACGCCACUGACUUGGAUACGGGGAAAAAUGCCGAACUCAAGUAUCGCAUACAACAGGGCAGUUUCGAUGAUUUCCGCAUAGACGAACGCACCGGCGAGGUCUUCGUGUCCCGAAAAUUAGACUACGAUCGUCGCAAUACUUAUCAGCUGGAGGUUCAGGCCUCUGAUCUGGGCACUCCCAGUCUAACAGGCACCGCCACACUUACUAUUAACGUGCAAAAUAGCAAUGACAAGGAUCCCUACUUUGUGCCCGCCACUCAACAUGCCGAGGUACGCGCUGACGCCCCCGUCGGUCAAGUAGUCUACACCCUCAUUGCCCUGGACCCCGAUGUGGCCACACAUAAUGCCCUCGAAUUCGCAGCCACAGAGAUUACAGCCAUCGAUAAGGAGGGCAAGGAGGUGCCACAUAGUGAGCACUUUAAAGAGUUUUUCACCAUCGCCCGCAAUGGCAAAGUGUUGGUCAACAAAUCUCUGGAUCGCAAUCUAUUCGCCGUCAUGCGAAUCAAUGUAUUGGUCACCGAUAGCACCGCCCCGAAUGUGCAACAAGGACGAGGCUUGCUCAUAAUACAAAUAAUCGAUGUCAAUGACAAGCCACCGAAAUUCAAUGCACCUUGGAGCCCCGAACAGCCGAUUAUAAAACUGCAGAUGGUUGAGGAGCAGCCUGUAGGCAGCAUAUUGGGAACUUUACAAGCCAGCGACGAAGACUCCAGCAUCGGUGAAUUCAAUAUUUCGGCCAACGAUUACUUUGCCAUUAAUCACACAUCGGGCGUCAUAACAACAACAUCGCGUAUCGACUACGAAAAGGUCAAGGAAGUUAAAUUUGUGGCCACAGUAAGUGAUACAGGAGUUCCGGCGCUGACAGCCACAGCGGAUAUUGUCGUGGAUAUUAUCAAUUUGAACGACAAUGAGCCGCACUUCACUCAACCGGAGUACCAUUUCAACAUCACCGAGAACUCACCUCGCGGCACAGUGGCCGGCAAAGUGGAGGCCUUUGAUGGCGAUGUGGGCGCCUUCGGAGAGCUCACCUAUUCCCUGAUUGGCGAGAACAACAAAUACUUCACCAUCGAUGCCUACACGGGCAACAUAAUGGUGGCAAACGAAUCAAUACUAGAUCGUGAGCAGGUCACUCAGCUAACGCUGACAGCAGUGGCACAGGAUAAGGCGCCGGCAACAGUUCAGAAAUCGGCCACGGCAACGAUUUACAUCAAUAUCCUGGAUGUAAAUGAUAAUGCCCCGGUUUUCACGCGCGCCGUUUACAACUCGACAGUGGCGGAAAAUGCCGCCUACCAGCCACCUGCUGCGCUGUUGCAAGUCCAGGCCACAGACUUGGAUGAGGGUCUGUAUGGAGAUGUGCGAUACAUCAUAACAGCUGGGAACGAGGGGGCGCUUUUCAAACUGGAUGCACAAACUGGCAUAGUCUAUCCAGCACAGAGUUUGGAUGGCAAGAAGGGGGUGUAUGAGUUAACCAUAUCUGCGCGUGACACGCAAGGGUCGGGCACCAUGGAGAGCAUUGCGAAGGCGGUAAUUACUGUGCGAGGCGUUAAUCAGCAUAGACCGGAGUUUGUCAUACCCGCACUAUCAAAUGCCACCAUUGAGAUUCCUGGCGACAUUGUGCAAGCGGAUUACUUGCUACUCACUGUGAAGGCUCAGGAUAAUGACACGGACGAGAACGGGAAAAUUAGUUACCACUUGCAGCUACAUAAUCAGAAUGUGCAGGAAACAGGAGAGUUCAAAAUUGACGCGCUGACUGGGGAACUACGAGCCAGACAGCAAUUGAAUCGCAAAAAUCGCGCAAACUACGAUAUUAUUCUGGUGGCACGAGAUGCUGGAAAUCCGUCAUUCGAGUCCUUGCGGCUGCUCAGUGUCAGCAUUGUAGAUGCGAACGAGAAUCGUCCGGAAUUCCCGGAUGCUUCCAAUCCCUAUUCGGUUUCGAUCAACGAGAAUAGCGGACGUGAUGUCAAAAUCGGUCACAUUCAGGCAGCCUCGCGCAGCAAGCACAAUCGCGAUAUUUAUUACUACAUGCUCCUGGGCAAUGAGGAUGGCGCCUUCUAUGUGGACAAAACGUCGGGCGACAUCUUCACCAACAAGAGCCUGGAUCGCGAAGAGACGGAUGCCUACACAUUGUACAUUCUGGCGAGCAUCAAAUCCGAUUUGCACAUAUCCGAAGAAGAACGUGCUUCCUUCUCCAUAAAGACUCUUAAUCGGGAUAACACCGUGGCCAAGGUACAAAUUACUGUGCUAGAUGUAAAUGACAAUCCGCCCGUGUUUGAAAAGUCCGUUUACUAUGCGGGUGUUAAUGCUAAUGCCAAAAUGAAUGCGGCCAUAGCGCUGGUCAAUGCCAGCGACGCGGAUCAGGGAAAGAACGCCAAGAUAGAAUAUAUGAUUGUCGCCUCGAAUCUGUAUAAAUUUGGAGCCACCAAGUCGACAGGCUCCAUUGUGCCGAGUCCAUUUGCCAUUUCGCAUGAUGGACGCAUUACAGCGAAUACCAUAAUGGCGGAAUAUAAUCAGGAUCGUUUCGAGCUGGAGAUUGUGGCCCGAGAAAUCGAGCAACCGCAACGUUCCGCCAGUACAAAAGUUCAUAUUUGGGUCUUCGAUGGCACGCAAUUGGUGCGCGUUAUACUCUCGCGUCCUCCUGAGGAGGUUUAUCAGGAGCAGGAGGAAAUCAUAGCAGAACUGCGAAAUGCCACCCAACACCGCAUUAUUGUCGACGAGAUCCGGUUCCACUUGGAUUCGAUCGGACGCAUACGGAUGGAUUGGUGUGAUUUGUAUUUCCACGCGGUCGAUCCUCAAACCCAACAGAUUGCGCCGGUCGAUGAAAUACUCAAGGAUAUCGAUAGAAACUACGACUAUCUGAAGGAUUACUAUGCGGGCUUUGCCAUAGAGAACGUUGUGCCUGCCUAUAUUGCCAUUGCGCAGGACGAAUUCGAUCUCGCUGUAGCCGGUCUGGUGGCCCUCGUCAUCGUGCUCUUUGUAGGCGUCAUUAGCUUCAUUGUCCUUUGCUGUUGCCUUAAGCAUUGGAAUUUGUCUGUGCCAGUUGAGACGCGACGCAAGGAGGCGUUGAUUAAAAAACAGAUCAUCGAGGAUCUAAAUACUACGGAGAAUCCAUUGUGGAUAGAACAAAAACUGAAACUGUAUGAGGAGCAAGAGCUUACCAUGCAGGUCUUUUCGGAGCCUGAUCAUAUAUCCAAUUCCGAUGCGCCCGGCCACUUGGAGCAUCGCAGCUCACUGGAGCAAGUGCAUCAUGGACAGUCGGUAGAUAACACCUACGCCACCAUUCAGCCGCGCAAUAAUCAGAAUCGCCUCAAUGGCGGUGGCUCUCUGCGCAGCAGUGGCGCUGUAAGCGCAAGUGCUGGGGGCGGCAGCAGCGUUGGGGCCGGUCUUCUGCUGACCCGCGUCGAUCCGCAUGUAAACGACUUUGCUGACUACGCAACGCUGCGAAAUAAUCGUGCACCCUCGCAACUCUACGAGUUCACGGGAUCCACAUUUCAAGCGCCCAUACGAGAUGGCGAUGAUGCUGUCGCAGAGCUCAUUUAAGCAGCGAGCCUCAGCAGUUAAAGACAAACUUGUAAAUUAUAUAGCUACAUAUAUAUAGAUAUUCAGUUUGGCCCUACUGGAUGACAUUUGUUUUGGGUUUUAGUUCAACUGAUCUGAUCUGUUGCAUUUGUUUAGUUAUGCAUACAUAAAAUAUAGUACAUACAUACAUAUUUAUUAUAUGUAGCAUACACAUAAUUACUUACAUAUAUAUAUACAUACAUACAAGUAUAUAAAGCCCAUAUAGCGUAGUAUACAUUGUAUGCCAACAAAUAUUUAGAACUCAGCUAAUGGACAACAAAUUUGUAUUGUAAUGGGGCCAUGCCCAACCGCGUUGUAAUGUUAAACUCAAAUGAAUAAAACCCAUAGUGGACAAUUUCCCGCAUAAAUAAUGACAAUAAUAUAUAUGAAUAUGACAAUGUCUAGCGUAAUGUAUAAUGGUUAUGUAAGCGUUACGACUUAACAUUUAAAACCGAAUUCGCUCGAAUGUCUUCUCGAUAUUAGUUUUAGUUACGCUCUCUGUAUUACUAAGUUGUACUAGAAAAAAGACUAAUUAUUUGCUCUUCCACUUUGAUUUAUGUUUACGAUUCUAACUACAGCUUAAGUUUCUAGUUUAAUUAGCCGAACUUGCUCAUACAUUUAAUGAAACGGAAAUAGGUUUAGAGUUAUGUUUAGUUAUUUCGAAUAUGUUCGAUAAAUGCAACGAAUUGUAUUGCAGUCCAACUCAAAAUUCAUAAAAGCAAGUUUAAUCAGUUACAAAAAGAGUUUAAGCUUGCGUUUACGUAUACAUACUACUGUAAAAGUAAAUAAAUAUAUGUAUAUCAGAAUAAAUAUAUAGUAAAACGUAUUUAAAACCAGAA
Molecule: messenger RNA, 6889 nt
Organism: Scaptodrosophila lebanonensis
Lineage: Eukaryota; Metazoa; Arthropoda; Insecta; Diptera; Drosophilidae
Product: cadherin-87A
Exons: 14
Coding region: 33-6032 (1999 amino acids)
Biological process (GO): homophilic cell-cell adhesion
Cellular component (GO): cell-cell junction; plasma membrane
Molecular function (GO): calcium ion binding
Source: RefSeq, a predicted model, not a curated record